AUGAAGACGUUGAAAAGAAGCGGCGGCAACAGCAAGGCACACCAUGGGAUGGACGUAAAUCUUCUAUCCGCGAUACUGCUUCUACUGUGUUUUGGAUUUGGUCGCACCGUCAAAGUGCAACCCUUCUCCUUUCCUGCCAAUCUUGUCGAAGGGUCGAGGGUUAGUGCAACGUGUUCCCUACUAAGAGUGUCCGAAGGAACGCGGUUCAUGUGGUCGAGGAACGGAAAGGUACUAGGACGAGACUCAGAGGGUCGAAUUAAAACGAGGACAGAGACGGACUUCUCCAUGAUCACUAUUGACCCGGCACGACAAGAAGAUAGUGGCAACUACAGCUGCACUGCAAUUUCCAAGGGGAAGUCUGACACGCAUUCUGCUAACCUUGUAAUAUACGAAAAAAUCGACGUGGUGCCAUUUUACAUAAAGGAGAGAGUGAUGCUCGGAGACACGGUGAAAAUUGUCUGCUACACAAGCACAGUGCAAGCACCUUUGUCGUUCAAAUGGAUAAAGGACGGCAAGAUUCUGGUCCCUAAUGAUAAUGUCCAAAUCAAAACGCAAGCUGACCUAUCGACGAUAAUUCUUGGACCCGUAGAGCAGACGCACGCAGGAAACUACACCUGUCAAGUCCUGUCACCAACGUCUAGUGGAUCGUACACAGCACCGCUCGUGAUAUACGCCCCGCCAGCAUGGACUGUCGAGCCAAGCAGCGGCAUGGUCCUGCUGGGGGAUAAACUGGAAAUCGGAUGCCAGAGCCACGGUUACCCAGAACCAACAGUGGCGUGGGCCAAACUCAUCACCCUUUCAUCAGUGACUUCGUUUGAUUAUCUUUCAAAAGUGCCCGCCCGGUUCGAGGAGAAGUUCAAGGUGCAGACCGUUCGGCGAGGAGAAGCGGCUACCCUACAAUGCCAAGCCAUCGGGGAUUCACCACUGGAGAUCACUUGGUCCCAAGACAAGAAGCGGCUCAUAUUCGCUCCAGUGACAAGGUACGAAAAGUUCGAGUCGAACACGGAGAACGGCGUGACUUCAGAGCUGGCGAUUCCGACGACAGACAGGAGCGACGCGGCCCUCUACACCUGCGUCGCAAAGAACGAGUACGGCAGCGACGAGAGGAACAUCAAGCUGCUCGUCGUCGAGGUCCCCGCUCAACCGCUGGACCUUCGUAUCCUGGAAGUCUGGAGCCGCAAGGUGAACGUCAUUUGGUCGGAGCCGUACAGCGGGAACAGCCCCAUCAGCAGCUACAUCGUACACUACUGGAGGGACAGGGACGGGGCGCAUCGCCUCAUGGAGCAGACCGUGCCGAGCAGCCAGAGUUCGGCCAUGAUCAGCGAGCUUCACCCGGGCGCCUCAUAUUCUCUCACCGUGACCGCCGAGAACGAAGUGGGUCAGGGUCCCCCCUCGGACCCAGUACGCUUCCUCACCGCCGAAGAAGAGCCCGGCGGAUCACCAACCGACGUCUGGGCAGCUGCCAAGGGACCUACUUCUAUCGCCGUUUCGUGGAAGCCCCCUCCUCGAGACACGUGGAACGGUGUGCUCAAGGGCUACUACGUGGGAUACCGGGCGGCCGAGUCCAGCCAGCCGUACUCGUUCAAGACGGUCGAGACAGUGGUCAACGGAUCCCAGGAAGUCACGCUCGUGGGUCUUUCAAAGUCCUCGCGGUACAGCGUGAUCGUGAAGGCCUUCAACGCCAUUGGAAGCGGACCUCCAUCCGAAGCGCUGCUCGUCCGCACAUUGGAUGGCGAUGUGCCAUUCGCCCCUGCGCUGACCCUGAUCUCAAGCACCGACUCUGCCUUCAAGGUUAAGUGGACCCACUCGAAGGCCACCGCUGCUCCCGUAACAGGUUACACUCUGCACUACAAGAAGAACGCUGGCCCCUGGCACCACAUCCCGGUCGUGGCUUCGGACGACACGAGCUACACGCUCACAGAUCUGGACGGUGGUGCGACAUACAAGGUGUACCUUACCGCGUCCAACCAGUUUGGACGCGGGUCUGGUAGCGAAGCCAUAAUCAUCAACACAACUAACGAAGGUAAGCGCUUCCCUAACAUAACCUAA
Molecule: messenger RNA, 2049 nt
Organism: Dermacentor silvarum
Lineage: Eukaryota; Metazoa; Arthropoda; Arachnida; Ixodida; Ixodidae
Product: Down syndrome cell adhesion molecule-like protein Dscam2
Exons: 12
Coding region: 1-2049 (682 amino acids)
Biological process (GO): cell-cell adhesion
Molecular function (GO): protein binding
Source: RefSeq, a predicted model, not a curated record